AUGCCUUUGCUCACCAAGGAUCAAUCACUAUGGAUUCCUAAUGGACAGGCAGGUGCAAUGUCUUUGCUGAGGCCUCUUCUGGACAUGGUCCCAACAAUUCAAUAGACUGCUGCUUUGGCUUUUGGGAGACUGGAUCAUUAUAAUGAUGAUGUAGCAGAAGCAGUUGUCAAGGGUGACAUUCUUCCUAUUUACUCAUUGGCAGGACAGAAUCAUUUCUACAAGGAGGCUGCUGCUUUUGUGUUAUGAGCAGUUGCUAAACAUUCUCCUCAACUAGCUCAGGCAACAGUUGAUUGUGGAGCACUGAGAUGCUUGGAAGAUUUUGACACUGGAGUCAAAGAAGAUGCAACCUUGGCGUUUGGUUGUACUGCAAGACAUAAUGCAGAACUGUCACAAGCUGUGGUGGGUGGAGCAGUUCCUCUGUUAGUACUUUGUAUCCAGGAGCCAGAAAUUGCUUUGAAAAGGAUUGCUGCUUCGGACCUCAGUGAUAUUUCAAAGCAUUCUCCAGAGUUAGCACAGACAGUCGUGGAUGCAGGAGCUACUGCUCACUAAGCCCAGAUGAUUCUGAACCCUGCUGCUAAAUUAAAGCCUCAGGUCCUUUACUCUCGGGUGGCAAAACAGUCUGUGGGUCUGGCAGAAAUGGUGGCUAAAGCAGAGAUUUUUCCAGUUGUACCUACCUGCCUGAGAGACAAAGAUGAAUACGUGAAGAAAAAUGUUUCUAUUUUAAUUAAGAAGAUUGCACAACAUACACCCAAGCUUUCGCAGCUGACAGUGAACGCAGCAGUUGCCGCCAUGAUUGACUGCAUUGGAUCUUGCAAAGGAAACAUAGGCAUCAUGAUGCUUGGUUACGUGGCGGCUCAUUCUGAGAACCUGGCAAUGGCGGUGAUCAUUAGCAAUGGUGUGCCCCAGUUGUCAGUCUGCUUGUCAGAAGAACCAGAAGAUCACGUUAGGGCUGCCACUGCCUGGGCCGUGGCACAGAUCGGGAGACACACUCCGGAGCAUGCACGGGCCGUCGCAGUCACAAACACUCUGCCAGUGCUGCUUUCUUUGUACAUCACAGAAAGCUCUGAGGAUCUUCAAGUAAAAGUAUUUUUCACCUGGAUAUUUAGAUACACUUUUGCAGAGUGAACAGCUAUCAACCACUUAACAAAGAAGGAAAGCAUUUUAGAGGAAGAAUGGUGGUGUCGCUGAGGAAGUGGUGAGGUGUGGGAAGGAAAGCUGAAAGGAGAGCUGGGGUGAAGGCUCUGAAAACAAUCACCUUUCUACAGAGUCUGUAUGGACCA
Messenger RNA from Myotis myotis, 1280 nucleotides. It is a transcript of the gene SPAG6, whose product is annotated as sperm associated antigen 6. Lineage: Eukaryota; Metazoa; Chordata; Mammalia; Chiroptera; Vespertilionidae. Gene Ontology annotation, molecular function: microtubule binding. The record is from RefSeq and is a predicted model, not a curated record. Gene Ontology annotation, cellular component: acrosomal vesicle; microtubule cytoskeleton; sperm principal piece. Gene Ontology annotation, biological process: sperm axoneme assembly; epithelial cilium movement involved in extracellular fluid movement; filopodium assembly.